Messenger RNA from Vitis riparia (riverbank grape), 2721 nucleotides. RefSeq lists its product as uncharacterized. Gene Ontology annotation, molecular function: cysteine-type peptidase activity. Lineage: Eukaryota; Viridiplantae; Streptophyta; Magnoliopsida; Vitales; Vitaceae. Gene Ontology annotation, biological process: proteolysis. The transcript has 14 exons. Bases 596 to 2587 code for a protein of 663 amino acids. The record is from RefSeq and is a predicted model, not a curated record.
CAGCUGGGCCCAAAAAUUAAGAAAUGGUCCAUGGAUGUAUCAGAAUUAAGCCCAACACCCAGACAAAGUCUCAAAAUUGAGAAGAAGGCUAUACAAUUUAUAAUAAGCCGAAAAUGCCCUUUGGCUGGCUAAUGUAAAAAAAAAAACAAAAUCCACGUUGGAUUUGCAAAUCGUUUUCCCCAAAAUUGAGAGGCGUUUUCACAUUCCUGAGUGUCUCCCUCGUUCCCGCCCAAAGAAUGCCCUAAUCAUCUCUUCAUCUUCAUCUGGAGUUUGCCGACCAUCCGAUUUUAGGUGUAGACGGUGGAGUUUUUCAUCUCUGUCAAUCCAUUGGUCUCGACGAUCACCACCGGAUUUGGGUUCCGUGGCGAAGUAGUUGAUAGUAGGUUCAGCAAUUUCAGUUUAUGAUUCAUUUCGGCUAUCCCGACCAUUUCAUUUCAGCCCAAAUACAUUGCCCUAAUUUAUCUGGCGAUUUCAGUGUGCCAUUAAUCCCCACCGUGGGUGUCGUCCCGUGCUGAGCAUUGAGGAGGGAGCUUCUCUGACCAUCAGGUGCCCGUUAUUCCAAGGUUGAAGCUUACAACAAUCAUUUCAUUCUUCUAUGGCCACUACUGAGUCCACCAGAUUGUCUACACGGUGUUCAUCUUCAAGGUUUCUAAAACUAUGCAACAGGCUCCCUGCUGAUAAAUUGGACGUGGUUCGAGACCUUCAGUUUGGAGGUCUUCUUCACUUAAAUUGCAAGGAGAUACGGCAUAACAUCUGUAUAUGGCUGAUUGCCCAUUUUAACGUUGGGUUCAGACGCAUUGACAUUACAGCCGACAAAAGGUAUGAUCUGACAGCUGCUGAUGUCGGCCUUGUCUUUGGCCUCCCGACGACUGGACGGAUUCUACAGAUUGCUACUACCCCGUCUGGUCAUCCGUUCGGUACCCUCAACACAUGUGAGGAGAGACUCCUCAACUUACCUAUUGGGGAGGAGUUUCGUAGAUGCUUCAUUUACUACACGUGUGCGACGCUAUUAGCCCCCACCUCAAGGAUUGAUGGAUGCCGAAACUUGUGGCAUACCAUCCAUGAAGAUGGUUUCAGAAAUGAUGUUAAUUGGGGCCAAUUUGUUCUUGACCAGCUUGUGGAGGGUAUAAGACGAUUUAAGCAAGGGAACAGCGUCUGGGUUCAUGGUUGCAUUCUUUUCCUCCAGCUCCAUUAUGUAAUUAAAUUCAAAAUUCCUUCCGUUCCUGUUCCGAUGACAGCGCCCCUACUCUCAGCAUGGUCAGAUGAGUUGCUAAAGGAGCGCUUAUCUGCUGAGAUCAGUGAGUUUGGGAGUUUUGGACAUGGCCAGGCGUUUGAUGAAUCGUCACCGCCUCGUACACAUGUCGAGGAUGACAGUCGACCGACAAGUAGUCAAGUACCGACAAGUAGUCAAGUACCGACAAGUAGUGAUGAAAUCUUGGAAAAGUACUAUGCUGCCGAACGCGCAAUACAUUCUUAUCAAAAGGGCAUUCAGCAGCAGCUUGGCAUCAUGCGUGGUCUGAUCCAUAGAUUGGAUGCGCGAAGAGAAAGAAGUGUACAUUCCCCUCCUGCUGGUCACUCAGGCUAUGCAGCGGAUGACUUUCCCGAGGCCGCGCAUGAUUCACCCUCUGCCCCAUAUGACAUGCCAUUCCAUUGCACCGAAGAAGUACCAGACACUCCUAUUCGGCAUCCACCUAUUAUUGCCGAUGACGAAGUAGUCAUCAUAGACCCCUUACCUUUGCGUUCUAUGACUGUGGCCCCCCGAUCCCAUAGCAUUGGGAGGCAACGGAGAGUGCGUCGGAUGGCUCCGAAUCUAUUGUCACCAUUCAUAGCGCAGGCACAAACCCGCCAUUCUGCCAUCAAGAUGGACCUAAAAGAGGCAGCUGCAACUGUAUUUAAUGGGGACUUGGACCCAAGCGAGGAGCUUGUUGCAAUGCAUGACACAAGUUUAACCAGAGGCAACCUCGCGUCUUUCCAGGGAGACUGUUGGAUUGGCAAUGAUGUCGUUGAUGCAUUUUGCCGAAUGUUGCAAUUCGACGAUCAAUCAAGGACAAAACUAUUUCUCUCCCCCUACAUAGCUGAAAUGGUGAUGCGUUCCAACGCAAAACAUUUGACGCACGAUGCAAUUAUUGCGCGUUUCGAUCCAUAUAUGUAUGCCUUUGAUGGUUCGUAUCAGAAUGUUACUCAGGUCUACUUACCGGUCCUUUUCAAAAACCAUUGGACACUUUAUGUCUAUGACCUACAUAACAAACGAAUCCAGCUCUUGGAUUCUCGGCCUGGAAGAAAAAGGAGUUGUAUGAGUGGAAUACAACAAAAUUUGGCCAAGGUUGUUCUAUGGCUUGUUGCCAACAAGAAAGAAAUGGUUGCUGUAGACUUGAACAUGUACAGUUUUGUCAUGCCAGACGUACCAUGCCAACCAAAUGACAAUGACUGCGGCGUUUUUAUUAUGAAAUUCAUGGACAACUGGUCCAAUGGGGGACUCUCCAAAUCCAUCGAUGUGGCCAAGAUUAAGAAGUAUAGAUUGAAGCUACUGGGCAGAUUAUUGCUUUCAUCACAGAAUGCACAUCGGCAUCGAUUUAUGGCAGUUUGAGUUACACUUUUCAAUAGGAUGUGACGAGGAUUUGUAAAGAUGAGUGUACAUUCUACAGGAAAAACUAACUCCUCCCAUUGUAUUGUGAAUAUUAUGGUUUAUAUAUUUAAUGAAGGUUAUGAUGAAGUCGCAUU